AUAACUUUCUAGCAAUUUUUCCUUCCGGUCCUAUUUUGAGUGGCGGACGGCAAGACUUGUUUAGCUAGUUUGGCGGUGCUUUGUUCGUCCUACGACAAUGGCUGUUCCAGGCCCGAAUAAGGACAACAUCAGAGCUGGGUGCAAAAAAUGUGGAUAUCCGGGCCACUUGACAUUUGAGUGCAGAAACUUUGUGAGAGUUGACCCCCAGAAAGACAUAGUUCUGGAUGUAAGUAGCACCAGCACUGAGGAGAGUGAAGAGGAAGCCCCUCCUGUUCAACGCAAUGAGAAGCUGGGCAGAAGCGGGCCGCGCCGUGGAGACUCUCCAGGCGACGAUCGUAGAAAAGAGAGGCACAAGCAGAAGAAGAGCAAAGACCGAAAAACAAGAAAGAGGUCUUCUUCAGGUUCAAGUGACGAUGACGACGAGGCCACUAAAAAGAAAAAGAAGCGCAGCAGGUCCCUUUCCACAUCGGAUGACGAGGAGCGAAGAAAGAGAAAGAAACUGAAGAGCCACAAGAAGAAAAGUAAGAAGAGUAAACGCGAGCAUGGGAAGCAUCACAAGAAGAGGCAGAAGAAGAAGAAAGAGGAAAGCUCCUCUUCUUCCUCCUCCGUCUCCAGUGAAUCAGACAGUGACUGAGCCGUGUCAUGGUCCAGUUUAUUUUUUCAUUCCAAAGUCUCACAACUCAAAGGGUCAUGGGAACAACAUGUAUUAAGUUGCUAGGUGGUGGGCUCGAAGCAUUAGAGAAGUAUUCUUAAGAAAUAGCUUUCUAAUAUUUUACUCACUUGUGGAAAUUAUGAAGGCCAUCGAGGAAAAGUGUGUAAAAAAGCAUAAAACUGUACUGAAAAGGUCAUUCUUGUGCUUCUCUGGACAAUCGCGAGCCAUGCCAUGCGUAAUAUUCUUCAACUGUUACUUUUUGAAGAGUUCUACGCAAUUACCACAUAGGUUAUUUGAUGGCGGGAAAUAACAAAUUAUAUCACAAGUAACUUUUUGUUGUACCUGUUCUCAAUAGGCAAUAAAAAAAUGUUUUUUA
Messenger RNA from Entelurus aequoreus (snake pipefish), 1028 nucleotides. It is a transcript of the gene srek1ip1, whose product is annotated as SREK1-interacting protein 1. Gene Ontology annotation, molecular function: nucleic acid binding; zinc ion binding. NCBI's taxonomy places the organism in Eukaryota, Metazoa, Chordata, Actinopteri, Syngnathiformes, Syngnathidae. The transcript has 5 exons. The coding region runs from base 98 to 634 and encodes 178 amino acids. The record is from RefSeq and is a predicted model, not a curated record.